UACCAAAUCCUGUAAAGGAUUUUCAACUGUGAGUACUACUUUGCCGCCAAACACAGAUAUGUUUUGCCAAGGCAUUCCAAUUUCUGUAUGUGGAAAGUAUUGACUUUGGAGUGAAUUGCCGUUUUGCAUGCUGUAUUGCAUAUUUUCAUUUGUGUAGAGGUACAUUUGUAUCUGAAGAAGUGUAUUAGAAUCUAUUUGCUAUGACGGAGAUGAAUACCGUACUUACUUCUCGUCUGCGAAAACGAAAGAUUAUUUCUUAUGGUGAUUCAAGUCUGGUGAAGUUUGAACCCACUGAACAUGAACGAUUUGUUAGCAUUAAUAGCAGGGAUGAGUCGAAACAAUUUUCAUUGUCUCUUGAAGAAGAUGGCGUAGAGCUUACUGAAUAUGAAUUAGAAAGACAGAGAAAUAUCGAAGAACGUAAAAGACUUUUGGGUGAACUAAAAAUUGGAGAUGCAAAAGAAGAGUUGCUGGCAGUGGCAGUUGACAGGAAGAGAACACCACAAAGGAAGAAUAAUAAGAUUUCUCUUCCAUCUCGUCCCAAGUCGUUAAGGCUUCAGCAGAAAACUCCAUCCGGGGAUCCAUUGCCAACAAAGAGUGAACCUGUAAUUACUGCAAAAUCUGCAGUUGAUAGUGUGAUUUUAAGAAAACCGUCAGGGUCUCUUUCUAUGAAAUCUGUAUCAGGAAACAAAUUUGAAGAAGAAUUAUUGAAAAAAAUUGUGAGGAGUUGUAAAGUAGUCCUGAAAGAUGAAGUUUCUUCACUACAGACAAAAUCUGGCUGUGACCUAAAAAUGUUAAGGAAAGAACUCGGCAAACUGGCCCUUCAAGUGGAGAGAAUUGCAAAGGUAGUUCCUUAUCGUAUCUACUCUAUGGCUGCUCAUCCUGCUGAGAAUAAAUUACUGCUGGCUGUUGGAGAUAAGUGGGGCAACGUUGGUUUGUGGGAUGUGUUGUCUGACAGAGGAACUGAGAGUGUUCAGCUUUUUCAGCCUCAUGUAGGGCCUGUCAACUGCACCAGUUUUUGUUCUUAUGAUGCAACAAAAAUCUAUACCACUAGUCAUGAUGGAACUGUAAGAUGUGGGGACCUGAAUAAACUUAUGUUUGAUGAGAUUUAUGCGAGUGAUGAAGAACUGUCAAGAAAUCACACUACAUGGCACUGUCAGUCAGAAGAAAGGAGUUUAAUGAUUGCUCAUGGUAAUGGAAGAGUUGCCUUGGUGGACACAAGGGCUAAGAAUCAGGUGCAUGGUUGGUAUUCUUGCCAUGAACGGUCAGUAAGAACAGUUCAAAUUCAUCCACUCCAGCAACAGUACUUCAUAACCUCGUCAGUAAUGUGCGAAGUGAAGAUUUGGGAUCGCCGAUAUCUCAAUAAGAAAUCUCCAGAACCUGUUUGUACUUUGGUGCAUCCCAAGGGACUCACAAGUGCCUUUUUCUCCCCAACUGGAAAGUAUGCGGUCACUACAUGCAAUGAUGACCGUCUGCGAGUGUAUGAUGUCACAAACAUGCUUACGACACGACCAAAUGUGGUGGCUAGUAUAAAGCAUAAUACACACACAGGUCAGUGGUUGACAACAUUCAAAGCAACUUGGCACCCGCAACGAGAUGAUGUUUUUGUUGUUGGCAGCAUGGAUCACCCUAGAAGGAUUCAUUUGUAUGGUUAUAAUGGUGAAUGUUUACACAAGUUGAUGGAUGAAAAUCUUGCUUCAGUUUGUUCAAUUUGUGUAUUUCAUCCAACUCAGCAAAUAAUAUUUGGAGGCAACAGUUCUGGAAGAGUGCAUGUCUUUAUGUGAAUAUCUGGAUAAUGACCUUGCAGAUAUGGUAAGACACUUGUAUAACACUAAAUUAUUUCAACUUUCCAUAAAAGUAAGACUUUAAGUUAUAAGCUUAUCAAGUUAUUGUUGUUUCCUAAGCAUCUAAGCUGUCAGAAAACUUUUAGUAUUUAAAAUAUAUGGAUAUGUGUUUGAAUGUAGUUGUUUUAUAUUAGAAUCCCUUAUUGUCUUCCCUAUUGCAAAAUAUCACGAGGUAUUCUUAUUUCUUAUUGUCUUUUCUGUGUUACAUUUUAUUUUUAAACGUUUUACAGUGUACAGUUUUUGAUGCACAAAUAAGGAUUCCAAGUCAGUAUGCAACUCUGAUACUUUAUGCUAUUAUAAUGAAAGUUCUUGCGAUCUUAAUAUGGAAAUAAGCAGCAUUUUGAUGAUUUGUUUGUUGUUCCAUUUUGUCUGUGUAGUCGGUUGACGAUUGUUGCAAGUAUUCACAUACGUUUACAUGUUUGUAAUGUGUGCUGAAUAUAAUUUGCAUUUAAAUGUAUGUUGAUAUAUUUUGUUUUGAUCCACAUUUUAAAAUACUGGAGGCUUUGCCCCUGCUCGUUUCACUUGUCAGUCCCGCUGGGGAGCGCCUGCCCUUUCAUCCAUUCAGUUUUCUCCUGUUUCUUCCUCUUUCCUUUGAUUUGUGGAUUUGGAAACAAAAAAUUAAGAAAUAAACAGAAAUUUGAGCAGUU
Zootermopsis nevadensis is the source of this 2488-nucleotide messenger RNA. NCBI's taxonomy places the organism in Eukaryota, Metazoa, Arthropoda, Insecta, Blattodea, Termopsidae. The record is from RefSeq and is a predicted model, not a curated record.